Messenger RNA from Pocillopora meandrina, 19282 nucleotides. The record is from the annotation of a GenBank genome assembly. NCBI's taxonomy places the organism in Eukaryota, Metazoa, Cnidaria, Anthozoa, Scleractinia, Pocilloporidae.
AUGUGUUCAGAGAUGUCUAGUUUUUCUUUGAACAAUUUGGCAGUAUUUACAAACUAUUGCAUUCAAAUGUCUGCGUUUACCACGAGUAGUAUUGGAAACAGGAGUGACUGCUUUUUUUGUUCCACCGAUGAAGAGGGUUAGUAAGUACAUUAUAGUGGCUAUAGGUACGUUAGCUACUAGUUACAUUAGUAAAGAUAAUAUAACAAAUAAUGGUUUAAGUGUUUUAGUGACUCUUGAAUCAAUUUGCUGGUCACAAGCAGCAUUCCAGGCCUGUGUAUGCCGAUUGUGUAAAGAGUUAAUUCUGGGAUAAAGAAACAAAUCAACAGAAUACAAAAGAAUGCGAUCUACACAUCAAGCUAAAUGGCGAGGAAAGAUGUAAUAAGAUGACCCAGCGAUCAAACGAACGAACAAAAAGAAGAGUAAAAAUCAACCAGAGAAGAUAGAUGAUAGAUGAUAGAUGGUUUAUUUAAAUCACAUCGCAGCCCGAAGGCUGAAUUAAGUAACUUUUACAACUUUUAAAAGGACAAUAAUAAUCUAUGAUAAAUCUAUGUUAAAUAUAAUGAUAAAAAUGUUUAAAUUUGUAAAACUUUUUCAUCCUUGAACUAAAAUUUAAGAAAUAAUCUAUGUAUUAUGAGAAGAUGCGUUGAAUAGACGGGACAUUGCGAGUAUGAAAGUGUUAUUUGCCCUAUUGGUGUGAACGCGCGGUAAAACAAAGGGACGAUUGUAUCGAAAAUUAUAAACAACAUUAUUUUUCUGUGGCAGUAAUCCAUGUAGCUUAUGGUUGGGGUCGGCUACUAUGGCGUCAAACAGUUUAGUGCAUAGCUGGCUAUGGUGUUCGGUUAUUGGCGUUAUUCCCAAAACUUCGCAGGCUUUGUUGUAGUUCAUGCUGGGCAAAAUUAUCGAUAGUGCCCUUUUCUCGAUAUGUAUGAGCUCGUUCUUAAGGUACUGCGGAAGCGCGUUGUGAAAAACCGGAACUCCGUAGUCUAUAGUAGAUCGAACACACGAAAGAUAGAAAAGAAUUAGGUCUGAAGGAGGUAGUCGGGCCCGUUUCAGCUGUACAAGGAAGUAUUGUUUUUUGUUGGUUUUCUUUACUAACUCGUUAAUGUGGGCGUUCCAAGUUAAGUUGUCGCUUAUAGUUAUAUCUAGUAACUUGGCACUGUUUACCACUUCGAUUUCCUUAUCAUCGAUGGACACCGAAUCGAAGGCCUCAGGGUUCCGGGAAAACGAGAUUCUCAACUCUUUGCAUUUAUCUGGAUUUAGCACUACCCUGUUCUUACGGGACCAUUCGAUUAAUUCGUCGGUUAUACCCUAAACCAGGAAAGAAAAACUCGAAAUUAUAAGCAUGAGCCUCUGAACAGUCAGAUAGCGAGUAGGAAUGCCGUAAGGAUCACGUAGAUAUUAUCAGUCAUGGAUGCGAAACCUAUUUUAAUUUUUUUUUUAUUUAGCCCCAGGUCAUCCUCCGGCCGACCUAUCAGUGUUCAACACCAGUUCGACCUCCAUCAAAGUUGAAUGGAGUCCAGUCCCAGCAGAAUUUCGUCGAGGAAUUAUCCUUGGAUAUCGUGUUUUUUUGACCAGGUCCGCACAAAACGGCCUUGGAAGACGAAAACGUGACUUGUUACAGAACGGAAACGUAACCUGCAGCGAGACGACAAACCUUACCACAGAAUUUCAAGGUCUUGAAAUGUAUUCCAAUUAUUGUGUAGAGGCUGUCGCUUACAAUCGGGUUGGAGAAAGUGGAAGGACAAACGUAACAUGUACAUUAACAGACGAAGCAGGUAUUUUAAAAUACAUUUUUAUCCCUUUGAAACACCUCAUCGCAGGCCUGGAAGUGAAGCGAAUUUGUAAUCGUAUUAAAUUUUGGCAGUUUUCUUUUUAAGUAAAAAAUGUUAAAUGGAAGAAACAAAGGGGGGGAGGGGGUGGGGAGAGGUCCUGAACAUAUUUCACACGCGAAUUUUAGAAAACUUCACGUGUCGGUUUCUCAUUUGGACCUCAAUCACGUGUCUCUUACAUACUCUUUUCCCCCCUCCACGUGGAGUUAUCAUAUUUGAUUGAUUGAAUGAUUAAUUUUUAGUCCCCAGUCAAGCGCCCAGAAACCUAAUUGGCCACAACACCAGCUCGACAAGUCUGGUUAUUGGUUGGAGUUCAAUUGAAGCGAAAUUUAUUCACGGAAUACUCUUGGGUUACAAGAUAUUUUAUCGAAGAUCGAUUGAGUCUGAUACUGCUUCUCAAACUUUAAGCGUUAACGCAGAAACAUUAAGGAAAGGAAUCAAUGGAUUGCUAAAAUAUACGGAGUACUGCACAAAAGUAGCAGGCUUUACCAGAAAAGGAGAUGGAAAAUUCACAGACUGUUUGAACAUUACCACAGCUCAGGACAGUAAGUGAAAUGCAGUUAGACUAACGUCAGAUUUUAAUUCAAACCAAUAACGAAAUAAAAAGGUUCAAAGCUUGAUGAAUAAACCAAAAGGAGCUUUGAGUGGAAACAAGGGACCAGCGUAAAGGGUGGAGAAACCGUGCUCUAUACAAGGCAUGACUUGUUUGUGCUCUUGCCUCUGAUUGGUGUAGAUGUGGCCAGGUUAUCAAAGCAACGCACAAGGAAGUAAAAAUAAACAAAGAAGGAGACUAGAACUUGGCGUGAUAGCGGAUCUUGUUUGAUAAAUUUACCAGCUUUAUUCAGGCCGCUUUAUGUGAUUCUGAUUAUAUUAAUCAUUUAGAGCCAAGCUCUGCACCUCCCUCUGUUGUUGCGUCAUCGUAUGAAAGUCCGCACAGAAUAAAAUUGUCGUGGGAAGCUUUACCUCAAGGUGAGAGCAACGGAAGAAUGACUGGCUACCAAGUGGAAUAUCAAAUGAUUGGUCAAGGAGGAGAACCUGUACCUAUUUCGAAGACGUUUUCAGAGUUGGUACUACCGAACAUGAAGUCUUUUGUACUAAACAACCAGUCAGUUUUUACCUCAUUCAAGUUUAGGAUUGCAGCCGUGACAGAAGCUGGUAUAGGAGUUUUUAGUGAAGAAGUUAUCGGAGGUAUGUAUAUAAUUUCCUGUUGGGCUUGAAGUGUUUCUUGUAAGAUUUUUAGCUCGAAUAAAAGACAAGACCAAACAACAACAUCUACAGCAAAACAAAAUGACUUUGCAUUUCGCAAAUUAUGAGCGAUAUUCUGAGAAGCAAGAGGAGGAAAGAGUCAAUAAUGAAUUUGGCAAUUGCAAUCUUUUGCAGAAACUUGUCGUUGCGAAAAAGGAUUCUCAACAGCGUUGAAACCGACUGCCCUCGAUGAAAAUGGAGUGCUUCGUGAAAUAAUCACCGAUGUUAUCGAACAAUCUUGUGGCCAAUGUAAGGAUUACGGCAAAAUGCAACUUAGGAUUGUAGGGAAAAAUAACACAGAAUCAGAAGUGAGCUUCCCCGUCACGGCGAGUUCAGUACGAGUCAGUGAGUUCAGCAAAUACAUAGCUGUGAUUCAAGUGCCAGGGAUGUUGGUUAUCAAACGACGAAAUGAUAACCCUGGGAUGUACCAGAAAGUUUUAAAGUCGUCAGUCUUCGAUAACUGGCCAAUAUUUGUUUUCGCCCUCUUGACUAUGAUACUUGCUGGGAUGAUCAUUUGGAUUCUUGUAAGUUUUGUCAGUUGCCUUGAGACAUUUUGAAUUCUUUUCGAGUAUAUAGUUUUAUUUAUGAAACGCUGGGGAUUUUGGGACAUUGAAGAAGGAAGGCAGAUAUUAUAAUCGACAUUUGUUAGAGUAUUUAAAUCCCGGGAGCAAUACUUUCAAUUUGCUCAGUACCUCACACCCAGUCUUGCUCCAAGAACUCUUCCAAAGUUAGCUUAAGAGUCUCGAUCCAAUUCAACCAAAGUUAUUUAAUGUAAACCCAACAAAAAGAGUAGAAAAAGCGAGGGCGUGGUUAGGGAAGGGGGGUGACCUGGGCUGCUCGUUACGCCCCCCUCCCUUUUAAGACUUAUUUUUAGUUAAACACGGUAUGUUGGUCUACGUGAAAAUCUGGUGAGUACCCUCUGUUUGACAUUGUGUGACCCCCACCCCCCCUAUUGAAAAGUCUUGGCUACGCUCCAGUAGAGUGCAUGUAGUUGAAGGUAUUAUAGAAAUAUUUUCAUUGAUAUUUUAUCAAACAACACCCAGAUUGAAUACUUUCCCCCACCUUAAUAGACACAGUAUCGUUUUGGGUGAUUUGCUAUGUCUUAAAUCUAUAUUCUUAGGACUGUAGUGAGAAAGGAGACUCCUUUCCGCGCUCGUUUAUCAAAGGAGUAGCAGAAGGAUUCUGGUGGUCCUUUAUAACCAUGACGACAGUUGGGUAUGUCAUCAUAGAUACCAGUUGUAAUUACUAUUUUGCAAGCAGUGUAUGGGACAUCUUCUCCUAUUAACCCACCUGUCUUCCUCUCCUCUGAGAAGGACAGUGUCCCCAGUAGCUUUAGAUGUUUAUAUUAAGAGCUAGUAUGUAGAAAGAUAAGUUCUCAUCGUUGUAUAUACAAUUAAUUUUCAAACUGGUACUUUAUUCUUAUGAAAGCUUGUUCCUUUUUCAGUUACGGAGACCGCUUCCCAAAAGGUGUUUUGGCAAAGGCAUUUGCUAUUCUGUGGUUUCUGGUUGGACUUAUUAUCUUCACAUUUUUUGGCUCUGCGGUAACGGCACUGAUGACAGUUACUGUAAUCACAGGGGGCCCGACUUUAACGCAAACAAAAACAAAGGUAACAAUAAAUUGAAAAUUCAUAUAAUUAUAGCUCCUCGAUUUUAGUAGGAAACAAGAAAAACUAUUGCAUAACUUAUUGUGUUGAAAGUCCGCUCCACAUCUUUGCUAUUCUUUUAUUUGCCAGAUUUAUUGUAAAUAAUUGUGCAGUUUGAACCAAACAGGGGAAAUAAUCAAUGGUGUUCUUUCUGGGCGAGUAUAAGCACAGGGAAUCAUUUUCCUCAAAAAUAAAUUUAGGUUUUAAACACUAUACACUAUACUAAACGAAACUGGAAAUGUCCACUAUAUAUUAACAGCAGCACAUACGCAUAAGCAAUAUGUCUAAACUAGAAUCUCUUAUGUCAUAAAAAGCAUGAUACAAAAUUCAUAUAUUCUAUUCGCUGCAACAAAAAAGCUGAAAAGCCAAUAGAAAUGGCAAGCGUUAUAUUCCUAUUUAGGAUGUUAAAGAAUCCACUUUUAACACUUCAGAUUACCAGAAUUUCGGCAAGACCUCUUUAAUACGAAAAGGUUUAUGUUACUUUGUUUUUAGGUAUCAGCUGUUGCUAAUUCUACUGAGUUCAACCUCGCAGCCAAAACUCUGAGCGGAAAAUGGGAGAUCGGUAUGUCUUAACUCAACCACAAGCCUUUUAUUAGACCCUAUAUUUUAUUUGUAUUCGUACUUAUUUGAUUAAUACUGAGCUUCUUCGUCUUCUGCGUCGCUCGUGGCGUAACAGGCUCUUAAAUCGAAAAUGAACCAAAAAAUGAUACUUACGUUUAAUUAUUACUACAGGAAAACCGUAUGGCACCAUUAAGGAUCUUGUUAAUGCACUACGAUUUGGUAAAACUGACGCCAUUUUUGUUGACAUGUAUUUGCCGACGAAGAGACCAGACUGGUUCAAUGGUUCCUGGUAUGAGGUGGAACACAUUGUUGAAACUGAUAUGUCUUACGGAAUUGUUCUCCGAGGACAAGCUAUGAAACUGCACAGAGCUCUGAAAGAUUUGAUUAGACAGAAUAAUGUGCAAUCCAAAUAUCUUACUUCUGGGGAUGAAACUGCGGUAGGCUUAAAAUCAGUUUCUUUUCCCUAUAUAGAGGAAAGAAUAUUGAGCGACUCCUUUGUCAUUUUUACUUUGAGUUGUUGAAGUUGAAGUUUGACCUUUUUUACCAAGCAUCUAUGAGGAAAAAAAUAUCAAAGCUGAAGAUUCGCGGCGAACCUCGCCCAGUUACGAUUUAAUCCGUUGACUCCUAGAGUGACUGGCAUCUAAUUUUCCUUACAAUAUCAUCCCUGAAUCACACAUUAAGGUCAUGAGAAUGAAGGAAAUGAUCACCAACUAAAGAAGCUCUUUGUUGUUGAAGACGUCCUCCCUGUCAGCACCUUAGUAAAUGUAGAGCGACUUGAUGAGGAUGGUGUGCAAACUUCUGUCUGAAAUAAACCUAGAAUAUAUGAUACCUCAACUGGAGAACUAAAAUUAUUGGGGGAAGUUCACUGGUGAGCCCCCAUUCCUGCAGGUUGAUGGUUAGAGCUGUAUCUCUCUCGUACAGGACGGUUACAAUUGUAAUGUAGUGUUCAUGUGCCUUUGAUAUAUACCAAUAGGUCGUCGCACCUGUCCAUUCCCAUGAUACAACGUUCUUUGAAGUCAACAGUCCUUUCUUCAUUGUGACAAUCCUUGCAAUAAUUUCCAUGUUCAGUUGUGCCGUUGUCUGUGGGCUCAUUUAUGAGAUUCUACAUCGAAGAAGGGAAAGGAAACGUGCAGGUGGGAAGUUUCGUAUCUCGUAAUGGACCAGUCACUGUUCGUCUCCCUGGGGGGAGUGUAAUAAAGGGGGUAUUAAUAAACUUGAUAGCCAUUUGGGGGGAGGGAGGAAAUCCUGAGGAUUUUUUGGGGAUCACUUUGUUUUCAGGAAAAACUAAGGGGGGAAAAGUCGUGGCCAACAGGGUAUAAUAAAGGGGUAUUAAAGAAACUUGACAGCCAUUUAACCUCCGAUGGGGGGAAACGAGGAAAUCCUGGAGAUUUUUGGGGGAUCACUUUGUUUUCAAAAGGUACUGAGGGGGGAAAAGUCGUGGCCAACAGGGUAUAAUAAAGGGGUAUUAAAGAAACUUGACAGCCAUUUAACCUCCGAUGGGGGGAAACAAAGAAAUCCUGGAGAUUUUUGGGGGAUCACUUUGUUUUCAGGAGGAACUGAUGGGGGGAAAAGUCGUGGCCAACAGAGUAUAAUGAAGGGGUAUUAAAAGAAACUUGACAACCAUUUAACCUCCGAUGGGGGGAAACAAGGAAAUCCUGGAGAUUUUUGGGGAUCACUUUGUUUUCAGGAGGAACUGGUGGGGGGACAAGUCGUGCCCAACAGAGUAUAAAGGGGGACCAAAGAAUCUUGAAUGCCAUUUAACCCUCAAUGACGUGACCAUAAUCUGCGGACACGCCAGGCAGCAAAUAAUGACCGUAGACGGCAUUGUUAUGGGUCAGCGUGUUGACGUGACGAGAGACUCUGUUAGACUGGACUUAUUUCACAAAUUUCAUUUCACGAUAAACGUUACCUAAAACAUAUUUGGUUAAGGAAGGUUUUUAAUCAUAGAAUUAAUCAGUUUCCUGAUCGAACUCAUGUUAAGUCCAAAAUUUUUCAUAAACCUCAAUCUUGGAACCUAUAGAUUGAGAUAACAUGUGAUCUGUGUAACAAUUAAAUUACAUGGAGUUUCCUGAACGUUGCAUCUGCUGGGAAAAAAUUGAUUAUUUUCUUCAUUUCAGCUUUGUCAAAAAGGAACAAAGAAGCCUUGUCCUAUGAGCUUCGCGAAGUGGUCCAAGAAUUUAGAGAUUCGUUCUCAGCCAGAUUUUCCGCUAUGAAGAGAAAACACAAGAGACAACUGAAAUAUCUGAGCAAGAUAAGGGGCGGAGUCAUUCAAACUUACCUGUGAACAGACUGCUGAGGAAUUAAUUGUCAGUUUUUAGUGAGAAAAACAAGACCCACCGUCGAAAAAAUGAGAAUUUAUGACACUUUAAAGUAUUCGCCAAUAAUUUCGUGUCCAGGUCGCGCACGUUUUAACCGUAGAUUUUAAAUGUGACCUUAAGAAUCAUGGGUAGAAGAGAAGUAGUAUCACGUGUUUAACAGUAUGAAAAAAAUAGCGUUACGCCGUCAAGCAGCGUUGAGGAUAAAAGAUUUUAUUAUUGAUGUUUAGAAAUGAGAGAGACUUCUAAUAGCUUUUGACAAUUAGUUGUAGUCAUUUCUUUUCGACGGAGAUAUUUUCCAUAAUUGGAACAAGAUUUCUGGAAAAAGGAAAACACUAAUUUGUUGUACAAACCAAAAUAAUGGAGAUACGGAGUAAAUGGUCCCCAGAAUCUUCGGAGCACUUUAGUUUAAGCGUUUGAGCAUCUUUUGAAUUGAAUCGUGAUAUGUAUUGCUGUGUCAUGAGUAUUUUCAUCUGCUAAUGUAUGCACAGAUGACAAGCGGUAAUUACACGACGUCAGUAAACUUAUUAUGAUCGAAUACUAUCCUCUGUAAAGUCGAAGUUGAUAAUUUGUCGAAGAGAAGAAAAGGCUUUUACGUGUAACUCAUGGUAUUGUCAUCGUGCUCUCUUAAAUGGGCUUAAAUUCUACUUAGUAGAGUACUUAAAUCUUUUAUUUUCUUCAUAUGCCGUUUCCGCGCCAAUUUGAUCUAGUUAUUAAUUUGCCAACAAAACAUACAGUCAAAGUGUAAUGUUAACAGAAAAAGUCAUUCCUUUCCUAAAAUUAAAUGCCUAUUUCAUACACUGGUGUCUUUUCAGAUAAACUAGCGUCACUAUUAUCAUCAUUAUCUGUCAGUAAACGUGUCUAUCAGAAGAAGAAAAGUUAACAAAAUUUCGGCCUAAAAUUCGAAUUUGCAAGUCUCAAUAUUCAUAAUAACAUAACUCAACGAAGAAGACGCGCUUUACUUUGUAGACGGCUCAUGGCAAUACGAGAAUUAGAAUUGAAUUUUAUCAAAACAGAACUUUGUUACGAUUGCAUGAUUUGCGAUUAAACGGAGUGCUUUAUCAUUUUGUGUUUCGCUGGAUUGUCGCCAUGUUAAUUAAUGGGUUUCAUUAUGGAUGGAGCCUUGUUUUAACUAUUAUUGUGUCGCGCUCAAAACUUUUCAACUCCUGUUCUUCUUCAGCAUGAAUAAUUUAACGACUCAAACAGCCUUUGUUCACCUAGUAUUUCUAUUGGUGUAUCUCGUUUGGAACUUUCAUAGCACCUGCAGCUCAUAAAUGAAAUGGGGGUCAUUUAAAUUGACUGUGAUGUGCAAACUGCCAAAUGUAGCAUAUCCACGCUAUUUUCUUCGAUUAUGUUCUUCAGGAAACGUAAAGUUUCUUAGCUAGCAAUGGCAAGUUGACCUCUUCAUGGCUGGUUAAUCUAUUCCCAUCAUGUUUUACAAAUUAUGGAUCUUAAAUUUAAAUUUCAUCAUCACCGUAUUCAUUUUGCAGGUAAGAUUUUACAUUAUUACGUGUCAAGACUGUUGUCGACGCUGACAAUACCGAACUGUUCUGUCUGUACCAAAAAAAUUUCAAUUUGUGAUACUGUGAUUUUUUAGUAUCGUACACUUAUCUAAGUUAACUCUUCCAUAACAGUGUCGUUGUUGAUAUUAUUCUGUAUUUAACUAAUUGAACUAAUUGCUUUGAAGAAAAUUGUCUCGAACUUGCGUAAGUGUCAGCUGAAAUAUCCCUAACUUCAGCGUGGGUUGAUUUCCAGUUCUUUCGCGUUUCGAUUUCGUUUAUUUCGUCUUUCAGCUGUUUAAAGUUAUUACAACAAACUUUAGGUUUUGGUAUAGGAUUCGAAUAUUUUCAUGUUUCACUGCGGGAAAAUGAUCACAGAGAAAAAUCCGGAUAUGAAAAAAAAAACAAAAACAUCCUAAUGCCAUACUUGCAUGGAUUUAAGAUUGAGUGAAAAUAGGUUCAGUGCAUUGAUACGACGCGACCCUUUUCUUAUUUAACUCUUUAUAACAAACAUAAUCGCAAAACCAAAAGGGAUGCCAUAUUGAAAUGUAUUUGCUACAGAAUUAGUGAAAUUAUGUCAAUUUGUUAGAGAUUGUUUCAACACUUCCAAUAAAAAUACUGACUGGUGUAAGGUAAACCUUUAUAAACCUUAAAGUUAACCUGAACAACGGUUUCACAAGCUCUAGGUGAUGAAGAGAUUUCCCCCAUCUACCAUUAAGGUUUAGUAGAUAAUAUUCUUAUGUCUUGUCACUCGUCCAUAUCUAACGUGGUACCUAGUUUUGUAUGCAAACAUUUCCCCUCUUGGUUUAGUUAUAUAUCAUCGUCAAGGUGACGCCGAAAAAAGUUAGAUACGUCAUAUAUCGCCAGCCAAUGAACCAGGCAGCUGUCGUAUCAUGAUUGAUUUUUGGAUGAAAUCUCAGAGAUUGUUUGUCUUGUCAUUUUCGAGCGACAGAUUGGCACCCAGUGAGCUCAAAAUUAAAUGUCAGAUUAGUAUCCUAACCAUUGGGUUAAGCUAUUGUUUGACUGACUUUAUGUAAAAUGGAGGUACAUUAAGUCUUAUUUUUCUACGUUUUUGUUUUCUUUAAACCAUUUUUUCUUGAAUAAGGGCCACUUGAAGCAUUCUGCAUGAUGUACUGAAAAACCAAUUGCUUAGAUAACUGUAAAGCUUUCUUCAUUUUAGGCAAUAGUGGUAGGGCUAGAGUUAUUCUUAAUUCUUGCUCUUCCGUUUUUUUUUUUUAUCUCUCCAGGAAAAUUAUGGUACAAUAAAAUGUGAGGGCCAAAUAAACGGUAAGUCUGUAAAAGUGAGUUCUUAUUCAAACAAAUAUGAUUCAGAGUGAGGUUUGCAACUUAGGAUAAGAAGACGAACAGGCGCUUUAUUAGGAUUUAUAUACAGCCCAACAACCUUUAUGUCCACAACAUAUUUUUUCUUGAAUUAUACCAAAGAUUGCUUUCUUUUCACUUUAAGAAACGUUUAUUUCGGGUUUAGGUGUUCAGUCAUCUUCCAUGGAAUACCGAAUUUAUCAGUUCUGGUGAUAUUUCAUAAGUGAAGUAUUAGCAUGAAAAAUCUUGUUUUAAAUUAUGAGAUGGUAACGGAGUAGAGAUGUAGGCAAAGGGAAUGUAAGACUCUUCUUGAGGGUAUUAUAUUAGACACUCAUUGUUUGUGUACGAUUUAUCUUUCAUCCAGGAACAGCUCCCGUUCCGGAAGGCGCGAGAGUGAUUAACACUACAUAUAACUAUGUGGACGUCCGUUGGAAUACCAUUCCUACGAGUAAUUUUACCAACGGAACAGUUAAGGGAUAUAUCGUCGCACUUCAAAAAGUUGGCGGCUCUGAAGAAGAUGAGACUUUGCUAGUCACAAGUUGUCACUCAGACGGGAUAAAUGUCACAAAUCUUGAGGAAAACACGAAGUAUUGUGUCCAAGUGGCGGCCUUUACUGAAUAUGGAAAAGGCAAUAGUACUCCAUGCAUGUCAGCGGUUACUGGAGAAAGAGGUAUUUUCUGAUGCAUGCAAUGAUAUAGCAUAGCCAAAUUUUUAUCAGUUAAUUCAAUUGAAAGGUUUUUUUUAAGACACAAUAACGCAAAUUCUUUUCCCUUAAAGUAAUAGUCCCUUUUUGAAAACACAUAAGUAUAUGUGGCACUGAAUCUAAGCCACUUACUGUUAACAUUAUGCAUCAGUCGUUAUUUACUUUAACCCUUUAACUCCCAGAUCAAAUUUGUGAUUCUCCUUACUCUCAACCAUACAAUUAUAAUAAUGUUAGUUCAGAGAAUUUAGUAUUGGAUCAACUAAUUAUCCCCAAAUUGAUAUUUCUCUUUACUCUCGUCACUUAUCUGGUUGAUAUUGUAUCGAUAUUGUAAGGAGAAAUUCUGUCUUGGUCACUCAUGGGAUUUAAGGGAUUGAGUGUCGAAGAUUGUGAUCGAUAUGAUUAAUAUUAUGCAUCAAACAGAGCAUGAUGAAUAAGUUUUUCAGGAGCCGAAGUUCAUGGAGUACGUCUUAACUCUUCGGAGCUUUUCCUUUUUCAAUAUAUAAUUUAUUUCAUUUUCUUUUAUUACAGCUAGAGUAGAAUUCACUGCUUUCAACGAAAGUUCGACAUCUAUUCGAUUGAAAUGGGACAGCGAUAUACCGAUCCCAAUUGAUGACAGUCAAGAAGAUGGAUUGAAAAUAGAUUAUCGUCCGGCUGAUAGCACCGCAGAAAGAAGUCGACUUUUCUGUGGUGGUGAAAGCACUUAUUUGUUCAGCAAUUUGACUGCAUUCACCAAUUACUGUUUUAAUUUAGUCGGUUUCAACAAGGGUGAGAUUAUCACAAAGAUAAAUAACAGCCAGUGCGUUUAUACUGACGAAGAAGGUAGGUCCUUAAUUCGUUUUAUUUCAGUACAGUACCUUUUUUUAACGUUAAUGCAAACAGAAGCAAUGAUAAGAGUUUGGGUAGCUCACGCUAUUAGCUCAGUACUGUUGUUCUUUCGUUAGUGGGCAUGCAAAGUUUUUGUAUGGUUCAACUGCUAAUCUAACACACAGCCCUCUUUCUCAUCUGAGCUUGGGUCCGGCGAGGUAAAACCAAGAUGCGGGCUUCACCAAACAGUGUCGAUCAAAACUGUGUUAAAUAGAUCAUAUUUGUAGAUGAUGCUGACCACCCAUGCUUGGUUGGUCAUGGUUUUGCCCUGUGUCUUUAAUGGGUUAAUCUUUAGCAACUUAACAUCAGUAUUCAUUUUCUCUAUGCCCUUUUCUUGUUUAACAAUCAAAACUUCUAAGGGUGGCGAUCAUUUCCCUAAUUCUCAUGAUCUUAAUAAAUGAUUCAGUAAUUACUGCUGUUAGGAGAAAUUAGAUGCUGGUCACUCUUAGGGUCAAAAGGGUUAAAUGUGAUGACAAAGCGUUGUAAACAGGAAAAUCUCAGUCACCUUUUCCCGCCCUUUGCCCGGGUUUCACGCAUAAGUUAUCCUUAGCGUUUUCCCAUUACCUUUAAGCCCCCAGUGGACCGCCUCUUGAUGUCACAGUUCGUAAUGAAAGCUCUACCAGUAUGAACGUGACCUGGAGACCAAUCAAUGCAAGCUUACAGCACGGAAUAAUCCUCGGGUAUCGCAUUCACUACGAGAAGGAUAUGAAUGUUCCUCAACGUCGAAAGCGACGAAGUUCGCAAUCCUUUGACGUAACUGUGCUUGGACAGAACAACCUGACAUGGGUUAUUGAAGAAUUAGAGAAAUUCACCAACUACUGUAUUAAAACCGUGGGGUUUAACAGGAAGGGUGAUGGAAAGCAAAGUAACUGGGUUUGCACCAUGACAGAUGAGGAUGGUAAGAUAGAACCUUUUUUAACACUUACAACAGAUUCAGGGACACACUGUAAAAAAAGGAAACUAUUUCGAACGAACAACUUUCUCACAAAUUACUCCUUUCACUAUGAGCUCUAAGUUUUUGUAAGAAAACUCUCAGUUUUUAAUAUUUUGUAAAACAGAACCUAUAUCAUGUGAUACUUCCCUAACACGUGCAAUUUGCACUGCCCUUUUGGUUACUGCGUUUCUAAGAAAGGUUCAGUUGCGUCGCAAAGAGUGUGAUCGCCAACCUUGGGAAGCCUAUAUACUUCUCACUGCGGAUAUCACCACAAGUGCACGUUCACGACGUGUUAUAAAAUUACAAGUAUUGUCGUAAUAAACGCUACCAUACGUUGAAAAAAGCAAUUCAAGUUUUCAAUGACCUGUUUAUUUCAACAGUACCCAGUCAACCGCCAAUGAAUUUAACUGGAUACAACACGAGUUCAACAAGUAUCGCGAUUAAGUGGGGUGAAAUACCAAGUACUUUUGUCCACGGAUAUCUUUUGGGUCACCAAAUUUCUUAUGAACAGAUAAGCGGCGAGAUGGACGGUUCCCAGACAGCUGUCACCGUUGAUACCUCUCCCUACGAUAGAAAUAAGAGCCUCUCAGGUUUACAAGUGUACACCAAAUACUGUGUUCGCCUGGCCGGUAGAACCCGAAUUGGGACUGGAAAGAAGAGCGAAUGUAAGAAUAUCACGACUGACGAAGAAAGUAAGAAGAAAGUAAAAUGAAACAGAUCCUUCUUUUUCCACCUCUCUCUCCCUUCUUUCCACUUCUUUUACAUCUCUCCUUUUCCCAUCAAUUCACUCACCCACUUACACACUCACUUCCCUCCAUUUGCUUACGCAUUUAUUCACUCACACACUCACAAACUGACGCACUCAGGCACCACGCACUUAUUCUCUCAUUCAUUUAUUUGUUCAUUCAUCUCUUCAUUCCUUCCUUUCUCACCUUUCAGUUUCUCUUUCAUCCUUACCUCCUUUUUUCAUGUACUUAACCUUUUAACUCCCAAGGUCUCAUUAGUAAUUCAGUCUGCCAUAAAAUACUGAUGAUUUCAAUUUGAAGAAUUUGGUAUCGGAUCAACUUGUAGUCCCCUAAUUGAAUUUUCUUCUUUAUUCUCUUCAUUAUUUUGUUUGAUUCUGUGUUAAUAUUGUAAGGAGAAAUUCUGUCUUGGUCACUCAUUGGAGUUAAAGGGUUAAACUUCUGGUUAAGCGCAAAUAAAUAACAACUUAAAUGCUACUUGCUUUUCCAGUCCCAACAUCUCCCCCACUUGAUGUCACAGCUAUCGACGGCACAAGCACAGAUACCUUGAAUGUGUCGUGGAAGACACCUGUAGAACUCAACGGCAAGUUAACUGGCUACAAGAUUUUGGUAGAGACAACACUUGAAAACGGAACAACCCUGACGAACGAAAUCAUGACGUGCGACAACCGCAUCACCCUAACAGACCUUGAUAUGAACACAGAAUACAAGAUACGAGUGGCAGCAAGUACAAGAAAAGGACUGGGACCCUUCAGUGAAGUAGAAUAUGGAGGUACAGUUGUAAUGCAAGUUACGAUCAAAACUUUGCAUAACAAUGCUGCUUGGCGAUUCUGCAUUUAUUGUCUAAUCCUAUGCAAACAAGGCACAGGGACGAAAUGGAAAAUGAUAAAAAUUUUAGAGAAACUAAGUCCUUUUUGUCUCCCUUAUUUCUCGGUCUUUCCUUCAUCUUAACUGCUCUUGUCCCUUCCUCAAAUCACAAAAAAAUUCAAAAAUUUGACCUCUUAGCGUUUGGCGUUCGUGGAGAAAUUGUAGUCACUUGAUGAGUAAAAUACUAAAUUUUGAUAAUCUUUCAAUUCAGUCACAAACAGCCGAUCAAUUUUCAGAAUUCUUAUUUUCAAAACACUUAUUCAUUCAGUCGGCAUAUUUAAAUUACUUGUUAAAAAACUAUCCUUUGUUUUCAGAAACUUGCAAUUGUCCCGAAACUUUACGAGUAAUUGCUCAUCCCAGUUCCUUUGACGCAAACGGACAACCCACUCUAGGAAAAAUGAUGGAAGAAUUAGUGUUGGAAGCCUGCGGUGAGUGUCACACACACGAAAACAAAAAAACAAGGCUUAUUUCAGGUCUGGAGGAUGACUCUGACCUGAAGCUUCCAAGCGUCCAAUCCGGUGGUAGUGCACAGGAAGCAACUGGAACAAAGUUUGUGGCAGUACUUGAUGUACCAGGCUUGGUUGUUCUUCGAAGGAAAGUAGAAACAGAGUUAGGAUUUUAUGAAAAAGUGAUGGCGAACUCCGUGGUCAAUUCCUGGCCCAUAUGCGCAAUAUUUGGAGUAAUGACUCUUGCUGCAGCCCUACAAAUUUGGUUAUUGGUAAGAAAAUUGAUAAUUUGUUGAAAGCUUAAGAAUCCGCCUCAUGGUCAAAACCUCUUGAUCAUUUUCUCUUAGGCUUCUUGAUCUCUACUUGGGGGCGAGUUUUCCUCAUAAAUUGACCCAAUUUUACCGCUCUUCUGUUUCCUCCCAAACAUUUCAGGAUAUGCACAGCAAUCCGGAAGAAUUUCCACCAACAAUAGUCAAAGGUACCGGUGAAGGGUUAUGGUGGGCCUUCAUCACUGUCACAACGUUGGGGUAAGCAAUUUUAUUUGGCCAGCCAACCAUAUAUUUCGCUGGAAUGUUGAUGAAUAAAUUCAUUGAUUUCUUGGACUAAUAUUAGUGUUUGUAUAUGUUGUGUAUUUAUUUAGAGGAGACACUCACUAUUUAAUUGCUUUAUAUAUUCUGUCUUUAUUCAUCGAUCAACUAUCUAAUAAGCGGGUACAAUCGUGUUACUUGAUUAAAGUGCUUUUACAUCAUACAGUAAUCCCACAGUGAUAUUGCUAACAAUGGUACAAGUACUAUUAAUAUGUUCACAGUACACUAUAGUAUAAUAGAACGACUUUCAACUUUUUUAACGUUAUGAAUUUCUCUAUUUAUAAAAUCUUCCCACUUGACGAUGUGCUGAUGCCAUUAGUAAAAGAAUGCUUCUUUGAUUACUUUGAACUUACAGCAGAGAUCACAAUUGCUGGCGAAUUUCAUUGGCGUCAAUUACAGCUCUUACACGAAUGGCUUCGAAUGCGAUUAUUACUGCUUAUUCCUUAAACUAUCGUAGUGCGACGCAAAUUAAAAGCAAAGUAUUGGCUAGGCAGUAUGCGCAGAUACAUCCUCAAAGUAUUGACUGCUAGCACCUUUUUCUUACGUUGGUUUAAGGCACUGAGGAUUCUGCGUUACUUGUGCUAAGAGCUGCGUAGUAAGUGUAACUCAAACGGAAAUUCUUUUCUGUUUUUACAGGUAUGGAGAUCGAACUCCAAAAUCAGAUCUAUCAAAAAUAUUUGCUGUGGUGUGGUUCCUAAUCGGAAUGAUUGUGUUUGGCCUUUUCUCCAGCGCUAUUACUACUUCUCUGACUGUGGUCGUAGUGACCGGAGGACCCCAAGGAGAUGCGAAUAAACACGCAAACGUGCGUAUUACUAUUAUGGUAAUCAUUACUAGGAAUAAAAGGGGGGCAGAGGUUUCUUAAGAGGGAUACAAGACAAAAUCAUUCUUUAAUCAGUAUCAAAUAUUGUUGGACAUGAGCAACUGUGGUUCUUACUCCUUUGGUAUAAGGUUUUGUCGAUGGAGUGGUAUGCUGACAUCGAUGAUGCACGUCAUUUUCCGAAGAUUAACUCGGUAGAUUUAGAGGAGCUCGAGAUUUCUCAAGCUGUACGAUAAACGAAUUAAAACGAAAGCAUUUAUGAUUUUUUUACGUCAAAAGACGCUCUGAGAUAAAUUUGUUAGCAAAUUAGUCAUGAUAAAGUAAAUGGUUUGAACCCAGGAGUAUCAGUAGUUCGUAUAGCAACAACAGUUCUUUUCAGAACUACACUCACGCGGACGAUCACACUAUACGAACUAAAUUAGUCAUGACUUAAAAGCACCGGAGGCCUAAUAGAGAUAAUCUGUCAAUUUGUACUUAUCCUUCUUUGGAAUAGAUUUCCACCAUAAAAGGUUCCCAAGAAGAGCACAUUGCGGUGAGGAAAUUGUCCAACAAAUUCAAUAUAGGUAAGAAACAAACUUUGGGAGCUAAAAAUGACUUCAGAUUUCAUAAAAAUAUUGACAAACUUAUUCGCUUGACUAUUUUUUACUCUUGAUAUCCUCACUGGUGCGAUUGACCUGAAGCAUUCGUAUACUAUUUGUCUCAUAACGUGAAACUUUUCACACGCAAGAUCCGAUUGCUAAUUCUCCUCCCUAGCUGUUACACAUUUCCUUAUUAAUUAGUUACAAGAAUUUAGGGUUAAGAUCAAGAUGACAAAUUCUCUUGAUAAAUUUGAGAAUUCUAAUUACCUGUUUGCAGGAUAAUGGAGAAGUAACAAGUGAAUCACUUCUAAGAGUUAAAGAGUUAAGAUCAAGUUGAGCUCAUAACAGCGAUGGUUUGAAGAGGAAGAAACGUUUUCUGCACCGUUUUGCAAUUCAAGUUAUACUAAUAAAUGAGUGCUGCUAUUGUGUGCUCGGAUUCUAUAUUGAAGCCUUAUUGAUGAAAGGCAUACUUAUCUCUUGAAGGUACUUCGUAUGCUAACCUGUCAGAUUUGGCGGAUGCUCUGAGGACCGGGAAAACUGGUGCCAUUUUGUUAGAUUUGUUUGUCCAUAUGAAGAGAAAAGACUUAUUCAACCACACCACUACCUGGUAUACAGUCACUGAAGUAAUUAAUCAGAAAUUGACUCAUGGGAUUGAACUAAGAGGUGUUUCAACAAAACUGGCUAAAAAGCUUGAAAACUUUAUACUAGACAGAAACCUAGAGAGAAAUUUUCUUGAGGACAAGAAUGAAAAAGAUGAAAAAGAUGAAAAUGAAGAGGAAAAUGAAGCGAGUACGGUAAGGGACGCAAAAUUACUUUCAAUUCUGAUUUAAUGUGAAGAUUAUGUAGAGUAGAAGAGGUGACUUGGUGGUGGACAGGUUUAAACCCUGACCGAGUCACUGCCCGUUUGGUGUUGGGCGAGGCACAUUACAACGGACCUGCCUCUUUUCAGUGAAACUUAACAUUUUCCUAAGGAGUUAUAACACGUUACUAUGUCGAGGUAUAGAAUUAGGUGUCGCGAAUCGCGCUUUUACUUGAUAUCACAAGGGGACUGGGAAUACGGCCAAUGUGUGGGUUUAUUAGCUUAAACGACUUAUGGAUAUCCUUAGUAGGAAGUAAUGUUAUCGUCACGAUGGAAAUAGUGAAAACGUAAAGAUAACGAAAACGAUUCGCAUAAGCACUUUUACUCAUUCGUGCCUCGAUGGAUGACGAAGCAGUUUCUUUAUUUCGAUAUCAUUUACACAGGAAACUGUGCAAGAGGAGGAGGAACUGGUAUUUUUUGAACCAAAAAGUCCCUUCUUUCAAGGAACAUUGAAGUAUGGGGGAGGAGCUUUGGCAGGUCUAGUUCUAUGUGGAGUAAUCUACGAAACUUUUCGAUGGCUGAGAGGAAAAAAGAUCAGGCAUAUAGGUAAUCCUAUUCAUUAUAAAAAAUAGCAAUAUCUGCUGUUAUGCAACUCUACAAUUCCCAUUCAUUCCCAAGAGGGCAACAUCAAUUUUUUGCACUUACUCUUCGCAGGAAGGACCUGCCAGGAUGAAGACGAAAUGAGAGAACUUGUGGAGAAUUUUUACCAGGAUUUCACUCAAAAAUAUAAACAACUAAGAAAGAAAAACAAAGACGUAAUCAAAUUCUGUAAAAAGCACGCAGAAGGGACUCAUAGGUCUGUACAAAAGGAGAGCGAUAAUGCCAGAUGGUGGUAAUGCUAUUUAUUACAGUUUGCAUCUGAAAAGUUGACAGUUCAGUCAUAGUGUCGCUUGUCAAUUAUCACACAAGCCAGUCAUGAUCUUGUUCUCUUGAUUAAGUCUCGCGGUAAAUUGUUGUUACCAAGAUGCUUUACACGUGUAACCUGAAUUAAUCUCUCUCAGAGGAGUUUUCAAUUGUUUCGAAAGUAAUUCAGGAUUUCAUUAAUUUGCCUUGCCACACUCCUAGAAAAAUCGUCCCAAUUUCUAAGAAAAUGCAAAAAUUAAUUAUGCAAAACUAAAACUAAUUUUCCAUACUCGCGUUUUCCCGCGCUUCAGGAAAUCUGUUUGGUUUUAUGUCGAGUCUUCAUUGGCUCCUUUUGUUACUUUUUCUUUGUUCUGAUUGGCCACCAUAAUUACUUAAUGCUCGGUUUAGCGAAAUCCAAUCGAUACGCUUUCUGCGAAAUGAUAAAUGUAUGAAAAUACGAGGAUUGGAGGACAGUAUUAAAGAGGAGAUAGUCAUCAAAAUUGCUAUAAUUACCAAAGAAAUUAUGAAUUCUUCACAGUCACUUACAAGUAAUAACGUAAAAGAGACACAAUGAAUUAAAGAGAUGACUUUGGGUUUUUAAGGCAUCUUUAGUACAGCUCGUCUCUCAG